This is a messenger RNA of Ophidiomyces ophidiicola, 918 nucleotides long. RefSeq names its product RNA-splicing factor (gene CWC24). Gene Ontology annotation, cellular component: U2-type spliceosomal complex. The record is from RefSeq and is a predicted model, not a curated record. The transcript is spliced from 2 exons. Lineage: Eukaryota; Fungi; Ascomycota; Eurotiomycetes; Onygenales; Onygenaceae. Bases 1 to 918 code for a protein of 305 amino acids. Gene Ontology annotation, biological process: snoRNA splicing. Gene Ontology annotation, molecular function: metal ion binding.
AUGCCAAUGGCGGAGUCACCACACAAGGUUGAAGUGGAAGCUCCGGUGCCAGCCUUUUCCUUCAAAAAAAGAGCGUCACGCCUUAGGGAAAAUGUUAGGAAACGACCAGUAUCCCCGGAGCCAGCCUCGGCCUCUGAUAAAGAAACUUCUGGGUACUCUUCGUCAGAAGAAGUCUCUCGGCAAGGCCAUAGGACCAAGCGCAGGCAACGGAGAGGUGGGGUUGCAGCUGCCGCAUCUACUAAUAACGGCAGUAUUGAAAAGGAAGAGCCUCAUAAUACGUCUACUACAAAACAAAAGCUUCCUCUCGUCACGAAUGAUGCCACAAAAGCGACUAAUUGGUAUGAUGAGGAUAUAAAAACUAAAAUCGGCCCAACUCGUGUUGCAGCUACAAAUGUUCGCAUGACCACCUUCACCGAUUUUGCCCCAGAUGUCUGCAAAGAUUAUAAAAAGACAGGGUUUUGUGGGUUUGGGCAAAAUUGUGUCUUUCUCCAUGACCGAAGUGACUAUAAGCAAGGGUGGGAGCUUGACCGAGAGUGGGAGAAUGUGACAAAGAGAAGCAAAAAUUUAGCCGGUACGGUGGUUGCUAGCGCUAACAGGAGCAAUAACACUGAGGGCCGUGAUGACGAUGAGGGGGAGGAGGAGGCUAUGUUGAAGGAUAUACCUUUUGCUUGCAUAAUUUGCCAGCAGGCAUACAAAACACCGAUCAUUACAAAGUGUGGCCACUACUUUUGUGAGUCUUGCGCCCUCAAGAGAUAUAGAAAAGACCCUAAAUGUGCAGCAUGCGGGACUGGCACAAACGGUGUCUUCAAUACUGCAUCAAGAUUAAAAAAGUUACUUGACAGAAAGAGGGAACGUUUGGCUAAAAAGCGUGAAGCCGCUAUCGAAGCAGGGGAAGAGAUCAGUGAUGAAGACGAGUGA